Rotaria sp. Silwood1 is the source of this 1509-nucleotide messenger RNA. The record is from the annotation of a GenBank genome assembly. Lineage: Eukaryota; Metazoa; Rotifera; Eurotatoria; Philodinida; Philodinidae.
AUGGUUACAGCUAAUAUAGAUCACGAACGACGACCAUCAUCUGGUGUUGAUAAUGAAGAUGACGAAAAUAACGAUCGACAACUUCAAGCACGUCUUGAUCGUUUAUAUUUGGAAACUUCUCAAUAUCCUCACUCUCAUCAUCAAUAUCCACAUAGUGCUGUUUCAUCUUCGACGUUACGUGAUACACAUAUGCCAUUAAAUACUGUUCCUGUUUAUCGUCAUGGACGUAAAUUUUAUGUUUCUAUUGAAGAAUUUGAACGUAUGCGUUUAGAAGAACGACGAUAUCGUCGUACACUAAUGCAAAAAUCUCAAAAUUUACCUGUAACAAAAUCUCAUCAAACAAAUUUACUAACACCAUCAACAUCUUUAUUUAAUCCAAUUUAUCGAAGUACUUCACAAUCACAUGAUCAUAGAUAUGGUAUACUUAGAACACCUUAUUUAUCUACAAAUUCAAUAACAAAUAAUAAUAAUAAUAAUCAUACACGUGAAUCAAUUAGACGAUCUCGUUCAACAUUAAGAUAUUACGAUGAUCGAGAUGAUUUAUCAUCAAUUACAUCAAAAUUACCUAUGAAAUUACCAACAACAACUGCUAUACGUUCGAAUUCAUCGGAUAAAAUAUUAAAUCUUCGAAGUACUCCACAAUCGCCAAUAUUAUCUUAUCGUGAUUAUAUUUCCGAUGAUUAUGAAUUAAAACGUUCAUUUUCAGCUGAAUUAGUACAAGAACCACAAAGUCAAUUAGAACAACCACAAACAUUACCUCGUCGAAUAGUUUCAUCUAAACCUUCUGAUUUUGCCAUGUCUACGGGAUUAUCAUCAUUUCCUAUAAUAUCUACUGAUCAAACAUAUAAUCAAUCGAAUGCAUCAAAAUUAACAAGUUAUUUUACUCGAAUACAACCAUCAACAUUAAAUUCUCCAAUAAAAUUAUCUACAUCAGAUUUUACUGGACCAAAUUCAACAUAUAAAAGUGAUAUACAUGAUUCUGAUCAAAAUUAUUCUGUUCUUACUUCUUCAAAUCGACGUACUGUAGGUAAUGGUUUAACAUAUGUCUUAACACAAUCACCAUCAAAUAAUAAGAAUAAUGAAUAUUAUAUUCGAGAUGUUACAAGUGGAUCAUUUUCUGAUGAUAAUUCAUCAUCACCAUCAACAUUAAUACAACGACGAAAUAUAAAUACAAAUCGUCAUCGUCGAGCUCAAUUUGUUGCUGAAACCGAUGAUAAUUAUGAACAACAAGAUGAUAUACGAACUCGUUCAACUGCACGAAGUCAAUCAAGUGAUCGUUUAACAGAAAAAAAACGUGUUCGUUUUGCUGAUAUGGAAGGUUUUACAUUGGAAACAGUUUCGGAUGCUGAACAACAACGAUUACCUGUGAAUAAUCGUUUAUUUAUUAAACGAUCAUAUGUUUCACCAUCGAAUAAUUUUCAAGGACAAAAAUCAUCUUUUCAAAAUUCAUUUUAUCCAACAAUUACUCGAGUUAAUAACGGUGGAAGUAAACUUGCAACCGAUGUUUAA